Messenger RNA from Tachyglossus aculeatus (Australian echidna), 3177 nucleotides. It is a transcript of the gene BRF1, whose product is annotated as BRF1 RNA polymerase III transcription initiation factor subunit. Gene Ontology annotation, molecular function: TBP-class protein binding; RNA polymerase III general transcription initiation factor activity; RNA polymerase III type 3 promoter sequence-specific DNA binding. Lineage: Eukaryota; Metazoa; Chordata; Mammalia; Monotremata; Tachyglossidae. The transcript is spliced from 18 exons. Gene Ontology annotation, biological process: transcription preinitiation complex assembly; transcription by RNA polymerase III; DNA-templated transcription initiation. Bases 124 to 2199 code for a protein of 691 amino acids. Gene Ontology annotation, cellular component: transcription preinitiation complex; nucleus; transcription factor TFIIIB complex. The record is from RefSeq and is a predicted model, not a curated record.
AGGCGCGGCGCAUCCCCCCGUCCGGGCCCGUCGGUUUGCACCGCCCGUGGGCGUGGCCCCGUCGAUCUCGCGAGAAGAGGAGGGCUCCGGCCGUCGGGGUCGCCGGCCGACGGGUCGGCGGCCAUGGCGGCGGCGUCGUCGUCGUCGGGCCCGUCGGGGUCCCGCCGGUGCCGCAGCUGCGGGGGCGUGGACAUCGAGGUGGACCCUUCGCGGGGGGACGCGGUGUGCACGGCCUGCGGCUCGGUGCUGGAGGACCGCAUCAUCGUCUCCGACCUCCAGUUCGUCGAGGGCGCCGGGGGCGCCGCCGCCGCCCUCGGGCAGUUCGUCUCCCUCGACGGUGCGGGCAAAACACCGUCCCUCGGAGGAGGCUUCCAUGUGAACCUGGGAAAGGAAUCACGAGCACAGACACUACAAAAUGGGAAACGUCAGAUCCACCACUUGGGAAACCAGCUGCAACUGAAUCAGCACUGCCUGGACACGGCCUUCAAUUUCUUCAAGAUGGCCGUGAGCAAGCACCUCACCCGCGGGAGGAAAAUGACCCACGUCAUCGCCGCCUGCCUCUACCUGGUCUGCCGCACGGAAGGGACGCCCCAUAUGCUGCUUGACCUCAGCGACCUUCUCCAGGUUAAUGUCUAUGUGUUGGGGAAAACCUUUCUCCUACUGGCCCGAGAACUCUGCAUCAACGCCCCAGCUAUAGACCCGUGCUUGUACAUUCCCCGGUUCGCUCACAUGCUGGAGUUCGGAGACAAGAACCACGAAGUGUCGAUGACGGCACUGAGGCUGCUGCAGCGGAUGAAGAGAGACUGGAUGCACACGGGUCGGCGGCCCUCGGGGCUCUGCGGAGCAGCACUUCUGGUUGCCGCUAGAAUGCACGAUUUUCGCCGAACCGUGAAAGAGGUCAUCAGAGUGGUUAAAGUGUGCGAAUCCACGCUACGGAAAAGGCUUACCGAGUUCGAAGACACUCCCACCAGCCAGCUGACCAUCGAUGAGUUUAUGAAAAUUGAUUUGGAAGGGGAGUGCGAUCCCCCUUCCUUUACGGCGGGACAACGAAAGUUAAAGAUUAAACAGCUCGAGCAGGCCCUGUCAAAAAAACUCGAGGACGUCGAGGACGUCGAAGGUGAAAUUUCGAGCUACCAGGACGAGAUCGAGAUCGAAUUAGAGAACAGCAGGCCGAAGGUGAAGGGAGCCCUUGCCAAUUACACCAAAGACAAUUCCGUCGACGAUAACGCCGCCAUCAUCUUCGGCGAGGAGGAGGCCGAGGACGAAGAGCUGGAAGCGGCCGCCAACCACCUGAAUAAGGACUUUUAUAGCGAGCUCCUCGACCGAGACAGACUGGACAACGAAGAGGAUCCAGAGCCCGGGCCGGCCGAGCCGGUGCGGCCUCCGGCCUUGGAGUGUCUGCUGGGCCCCCUCCCCACCGCCGCCAGCCUGGGCAUCACCGAGUCCAUAAAAGAAUGCAUCUCUGCCAAGGAGCGCGACCCCAAUGAAAAUUCGGGAGACGGUGAGUUAGAUCUCAGCGGAAUCGACGACAGUGAAAUAGACAGGUACAUCCUCAACGACAACGAAGCCCGGAUCAAAGCGGAGCUGUGGAUGAAGGAAAACGCUGAGUAUCUGAAGGAGCAAAAGGAAAAAGAAGCGAGGAUAGCAAAAGAGAAGGAGCUUGGAAUUUAUAAGGAGCACAAGCCCAAGAAGUCUUCCAAAAAACGGGAGCCGAUUCAGGCCAGCACGGCCGGAGAGGCGAUCGAAAAGAUGCUGGAACAGAAGAAGAUCUCGAGUAAGAUUAAUUACAACGUGCUCAAGGACCUGAACAGCAAAGGGAGCAGCACGCCCAAGCGAGAGGUCGAGGGCCCCGAAGAGGACAGCGGCAGCACCAAGAGGUUGGCGAGGAGAAAAGCCAUCCCCAGCAGGACAGCGGCCGAGCCUCUGAGCAGCCUGGGAAAAAGGUUGAGGCCUUUCCUGUCGACACAACCGGCUAAGAAGGUGGCCACUGGAGAGGCACCUGCCCCGGGUUCGCAGGGAGCAGUCCCCGAGCCCAAGCCAGCCAGCGUCGUGGUGGAGAGCGGGCCCGUGGCCUAUAAUCACGAAGACGACGCGGUGGAGGAGGAGGAGGCUGAGGAGGACGACGAUCACUGCGUGAGCGCCCUGCAGUUAAUGGGAGGAAAUGAUUACGGCUGCGAGGUAGACGACGACGAUUUCUGAAGGGCCCUGCUACGACCUGGCUGUUGGACCAACCCUGGGAUCUGAGUCAGCGGGUGCGUCGGAGAGACCCUCGGGGGCCCCCUCCGGCCUCCUGGUCGGUGUGAGCAAUCCUGACCCUUAGGAUGGGCUCCCGAGGCUGUACCAUGACCUGUCCCAUCUACACUGGCCCUACCACCCACACCCCUGGGACCAUGGUCAGGUUCUUGGGGGGACCUUGGAUUUUGGGAUCACGUUUGGAGAAACGCAACUGAUUAUUUCUAAAGCAGAGAGGGCGGUCUCUCUCUCUCUCUCUCUCUCUCUCUCUCUCUCUCUCUCUCUCUCUCUCUCUCUCUCUUUCUCUCCGUGUGUGUUUCCCUCUGAUGGAGAAGAUGGUUCAUAGGUCCCCCCUGGACCGGCAUCUCGCUGCCACUGGACUGAGCAGCUCUGCCCCACCGGCUGGCACGGAAGGAAGGUAGACUUCCCAUGCGGUCUCCGGCCUGUACAAAACGCAGGGUCUUGUAAGGCCAAAGUGAGCGCACCUCUCUACUCUUCUCUAAACCUCAAAGAACCCCGAGCCCGGACUUCCCGGCACGGGGCCAGGCUGGGCCCCACUCUCCGGGCCUCUCUUGGCCACCAUCGGGCCGGGGAGAGAGUGGGGGUACCGGUGCAAAGACACCGGACCCCCUUCUCCGCCCCGCAGUACCCGGGGGACCGAGCACUGUCGGAGGGGCAGAAGCUGGAACAGGCCUGUUUGACAGAGUGUUGGUCAUCCUCAUCCGCAGCCCGAGUGGCGAGCCAACUGAAACCCUUACCCCUGUGCUCGCUCACUCGGGCUUCAUCCUGGGGGCUCCAGAUCGACAGGAAACACGGAUGGCGAGCAAGACUCGGCUCGUCUCCCCGUCCAGGCCCUGCCCUCUCCCUCCCACCACCCCCUCCCUUCUGAAUCUUGUCUCACUAGUGUUUUGUCCCUUAGCAGGUGCUUAAUAAAUGCAGUAAUGA